Messenger RNA from Boeremia exigua, 873 nucleotides. RefSeq lists its product as uncharacterized. Gene Ontology annotation, biological process: mycotoxin biosynthetic process. The transcript has 5 exons. The coding region runs from base 1 to 873 and encodes 290 amino acids. Lineage: Eukaryota; Fungi; Ascomycota; Dothideomycetes; Pleosporales; Didymellaceae. The record is from RefSeq and is a predicted model, not a curated record.
AUGGGAUUUUCUGCGGUACCACGACAUCCACGGGAAGAUGAAAAGGCACAUCCAUCGACCGAAUUCGCAAACCGAUGCCCAUUGAAAUGGCUUCUGAUAGGUCUCUGUGCCAGUAACUUCGUGUUUCUGAUGGCGACGAUUAUCUCAGGUUUGAGGCUUUAUUCUGCCGGUGGUUGUAUAGAUCCGUUGUUGACGCCUGCCAACAAUGCGAUUGAAUAUCACGAAAAGCAUUUUGAAGCCGCUUUGGCAAAUUAUACGGAGUAUAUGGGAUUUCCAGAUGAUGAAAUUGACAAGCGCUGGUCUGACCUAUACGACUUUGGUAUAUCUGUUGCCUCAGAAGAGGAGGCAAAGCAACUUCCUCACCCGACGAUACCUAUCCCAGGGACCACAGAAUAUCUAUUCGAGCUCGAUGUAUGGCACUCACUUCAUUGCCUGAAUGAUUUAAGAAAGCUCCUUUACCCAGAGCGAUUCCAGUUGCUUCAAAGGCUGACAAAGGAUGGCAAAAUCGACCGCAAUUCAUUUGCGUUUCGUCACUGGGAUCAUUGCGUCGACACUCUUCGCCAAUCCCUGAUGUGCCAAUCUGAUGUUGCACCCCUCCCUUUCCACGUAAACAUUCCAUUCAACCGUGGCAUAUUCCCCCGUCUGACAACGACCCAUACCUGCCGUAACUUCACUAAAGUUCAGGAAUGGGCUAAGGAACACAGAGCGCCCAAUUUUGAGUUCAUGAUCUCAGACCCAGCGGAGCUGCAAAAGAUUAUCGACGACUCUGGCUUCGAUCAUUCCCCAGAAGAGAAUAUGGAAGGACUGUACAUGAUGUUUCCUGGUAAUAAGUUCUUUCAACAUUGGCGAGAUCAUCCAGUUGAGAAAGUAUAA